Salvia splendens (bonfire salvia) is the source of this 1970-nucleotide messenger RNA. Its product is annotated as RING-H2 finger protein ATL46. NCBI's taxonomy places the organism in Eukaryota, Viridiplantae, Streptophyta, Magnoliopsida, Lamiales, Lamiaceae. The record is from RefSeq and is a predicted model, not a curated record. Gene Ontology annotation, molecular function: ubiquitin protein ligase binding. The transcript has a single exon. The coding region runs from base 625 to 1737 and encodes 370 amino acids.
ACUAGUGACGACCCCUUUAUCUUUCCAUUUUGGUUUCUCCCUCCAUUCGCUUGUGUGAAAUUCACACGCACUCGCCUCUGUCACUGCGCAUUCUAAUUUUUAUUUUGGCACAUAUCCUGUUAUAGAUGAAUUGCAAUUAUAUAAAUUCAGACCAAAUCUUGGCUGUAUAUCAAUAUUUAUGAGUAAAGAUUUGUUUGAAGGUAAGAGAGAGAGAGAAAGGGGAGAGAGCAUAAUAAAAGGGGUGUGAGAUUCCAAGGGGAAAGCUUAGUCUUUAGGGUUUUGCUGGAGCUGCAAGAAGCGGGUCCAUUUCUAUUAUACAUAUAAAGGGGUUUGUCUUCUUCAGCAUCAAGGUAGGUGAAGCUUCAAUAUGUGUAUGUAUAAAGCUACUGGUGUCGUCAUAUUUUCGUAUUAUUGAACAACCAGUUCUUUAUUAGCUUUAGCCCACCUGCUGCCUGAAAUCAUAUUUGAGUUUUGUUUUGUUUUGUUUUUUAUUUUGAAUUUUUUGUUGCAUAAAAUUGGGAGCUGUACAAGUUGAGGUUUGUGGUGGUGGGGGAUGUGUGAUGUUCAGACACUGAGUGGGAUUUUUUUUGUGAGAAUGUUGAGGUGGUUUGUCCCAAAAUAGAAAUGCAAGGGCAAAGAUGGGUUUCUGGGCAGGUUGCUCACUCCCAUUUGAAAAAUUCUUGGAUUAACCGUCAAAUCAGUCAAAAAGAUGGAGUCUUGGCAAACCCCCCUCCGUUUGUUCUUGCACCACCUUCAUCUUAUGUUGAUAGCCACAAGGAAUCUGGGACAAGAAUCAGCCCUGCUGUUCUGUUCAUUAUAGUCAUCUUAGCUGUGCUCUUUUUCAUAUCUGGUCUGCUCCACUUGCUUGUGAGAUUCCUCACCAAGAACCCCUCCUCGUCUCAGUCCAGUCGGAAUGUCGAAUCCUCCACCUCUGAUGCCCUUCAGAGGCAGCUGCAGCAGCUCUUCCAUUUGCAUGACUCUGGCUUGGAUCAGGCUUUUAUAGACGCGUUGCCUGUGUUUUCGUACAAGGAGGUUGUGGGUCCGAAGGAGCCGUUUGAUUGUGCAGUUUGCUUGUGUGAGUUUGCAGAGACUGAUCAGCUGAGGUUGCUUCCUAUGUGUAGCCAUGCCUUUCAUUUGAGCUGUAUUGACACCUGGCUUUUGUCGAAUUCCUCUUGCCCUCUUUGUAGGGGGACACUUUUCAACCCUGGGUUCUCGAUAGAGAAUCCAAUGUUUGAUUAUGAUGACUUCAGGGAGGAGGAUGGCUGCCCUGGCUAUGGUGAUAAUGGAUUCUCUCUUACUCAGAAGAGGGUGGAGAUCGAGGAGGUUGCUACGGAGAAGGGCGUCUUUCCUGUUAGGCUUGGGAAGUUUCGAAAAUUGGAUGAAACCGAAGUGGGAGAAAGCAUAGGAGAGUCUAGCAGCAGUAGAUUGGAUGCUAGAAGGUGUUACUCACUGGGUUCCUAUCAGUAUGUAGUUGGUGAUGCUAGCCUUAAGGUGGCCUUGAGCCAAGAACGAGCAAAGCUUGUCAGAGGGGCCGGGCAGGCCACUAAUGCUCCGGCCGAUGAAAACACGGAUGGCAAGAAGAUAAGUAUUGGAACAAAGACUGAUAGCUACUCUGUUUCCAAGAUUUGGUUGUGGUCGAAGAAGGGGAAGUUUGCAAGCUCCUCGGGAGCCCACUUGGAGAGUUCGUCGCCACCAAACCUCGACUUAUCCUGGAUGCAUAGAGGCGAAGGCGUGUGAAAGGUCUUUUUUAUUUUUUGAUUCAUCAUCCAUCAUCAGUGAAAUGGCAGUUGCUUGGCUUACUUUUGCUAUGACAAAAAUUAGUUGCAUGAUUGGAAAGAAUUUGGUAUAGCUAUAUAAUGAAUCAGAGUCUCCUAUCAGUUUUAGGUUAUCUUUUAUAUAUUUUGUGCUUUCAUAUAUAUGCCAUUUGGAUCUUGUUGUUACAAUCUGAUGCUGUUCAUAUUUUGUUUUUU